Bacillus rossius redtenbacheri is the source of this 1131-nucleotide messenger RNA. Its product is annotated as tRNA wybutosine-synthesizing protein 3 homolog. The record is from RefSeq and is a predicted model, not a curated record. Bases 211 to 771 code for a protein of 186 amino acids. NCBI's taxonomy places the organism in Eukaryota, Metazoa, Arthropoda, Insecta, Phasmatodea, Bacillidae. The transcript has 5 exons.
UUUUAAGUGGGAAAGUGAUGACAUGUUCGAAUAUGCCGAUGUUGGCAGUUUUUGUAAACAAAACUAACCAAAACAUUAGCCAGAAAUUUUGUUUAAAUCUUGCUCUGGCUACGGUUUGGUUUUGAGUUGCGGCAAAUCAAACUAUUAAUUAUAAUAUGUUGACUGAUCCCUGUAUGUGUAACGAGAAUAAUUUUAACAGCAACUUUUGCAAUGACUCCUGAAACGUUUAAGCACCACAAAGACCAAGUUCUUCAGGGAGUCGAUCUGAGCCGCAAAGGUUGUGUUGACGAGCCUAUCAAACAGCUGGUGGAAUUUAUAAAUGGCCUAGAAGACUUUGUUACUACAAGCUCGUGCUCAGGCAGAGCCAUUCUCUUCUGUGAGGGCGGGAGCAACAAGAAGGGCUGUAGGUGGCUGUACACGAGCCACGGCGCGGCGGAGGAAGGCACGCUCGUGGCGAGUGCGAACCCAGCGCACGGCAGCCUCGUGCUCAAGUACGAGCCGCUCAUCCUCCACGUCCAGUGCCUCAGCGUGGAGCGCGCAAAGACGAUGGCACCACACGUGCGCCUUGGACUCGGGCUUCAGGAACUCUGGCAUAACCAUCGGCAAGAACGGGAAGGUGACGCUGGCCGUCCGCAGCUGCAUCGGGCUGGAGGCUCCUCUGUCGGAAGACGGGCAGCUCAUGGUGACCGAGGAGUACCUGAAGUUUUUAACAAGAAAAGUGAACGAGAAAGUGAAAGAAAACACAAUUCGUUCAGAGCGAUUUUUUCAUAACCUGAAGAGGGUUUUUAAUGGUACAGUGUGUGAUAUUUUAACUUAAUUGCAAACAUUCAAGUUAAUGUGUGCAUAUUCUAUUAAUAAUUAUUAAAUUAAAGCAAAUAAGUCACAGCUUGUGUACAGAAAAACCCUCUUAUUUACACUUUUCAGGGGGAAAGAAGGAAAAGUUUAAACUCGGAGAAAACUCAGAGUAAUAUAUGUGUUAGUUUUAAAGUUUUAUCUCAAUCAUAUGUUACCUCAUUUCCUGUAUACAUUUCUUCUAUACAAAUACAUUACAUUAAAUUUUUUUUUUGUAUUGUAGCCUGAUAAUAUACCAUAUGCCGUGACCUAAAUAUAUCACAUAAGAAAACAACAAAA